CGGUCAGUGAAUCACAUGUCUGCACCGUCCCCGUUAUCCGCUGCUAUAAAUACAAGCAGCAGAGAGACCCGAGCAGCUUCAGACGGUCUGGAGUCUCAGGAAACAAACAGAGGAUUUUAUCGUCAUAUUUGCCUGCUGGCCCCGUGGACCUCAGAGAGGAUGUUAAUGAUGAUGAUGAUGAUGAGGAAGAAGGGGUCCAAGGGCCUCGCCUUGUUCGCUCUUCUUGUGGCCUCGGCCAACUGCGUCCUUCCUCCAACCAAGGAUGAUCUUAGCCAGAUUUCCCUUCUGGCCGAGGAGUACCUGGGGAAACAGAUCGAAAACGCUGUCAACGGAGUGAAGGAGAUGAAGACUGUGAUGCAGAAAUCUUCAGAGGAGCACAAGAGGUUUUUGGAUGCCCUGAAGAAGACCAAGGAGCAGAAAGAGGAGGCGAUGCUCACAGCUCAGGAGAUGGAGACCAAGCUGGAGCAGGAGGAGGAGGUGUGCAACGAGACCAUGAAGGCUCUGUGGGAGGAGUGUAAGCCCUGUCUGAAGAACACCUGCGUCAAAUAUUACUCCAGAUCAUGCAGCAGCGGAUCAGGACUGGUGGGACGUCAGCUGGAGGAGGUGCUGAACAGAACGUCUCCCUUCUCCAUCUGGAUCAACGGGGAGAAGAUCGACGUCCUGGAGAGGGAGGGACAACGACAGAGCAAAGAGUUCAAGAACCUGGAGGACAAAUACAUAGAGAUGGCUGAUGGCGUGAACAACAUAUUUACAGACAGCAUGAAGGUUGCUGAUCACGUGCACUACAGCCCUCCCGUGUUCUUCCUGGGACCGUUCACCCGCCACAGCAGAAGCAUUCGCUCUCUGUUCCGCGAUCCUUUCCACGGCUUCCAGGGUCUGUUCUCGCCCAUGAUGGGAAUGGGCAAGAACUUCUUCAGCUCCAUGGGCUCCAUGAUGGACUUCGACACAGACAUGACUCCUAAUGAGGACGGCGAUCUGAACGAAGACGUCGUCAUCACCAAACCUUUUGGUAACGGACAGAUGACCUGCAGAGAGAUCCGCCGCAACUCAGCCGGCUGCAUCAGGUUCAGAGACGAGUGUGAGAAAUGCAAAGAGAUCCAACAUGUGGACUGCUCCGGUAAGAGACCUCUGGAGGGGCCGCUGAAAGAGGAGCUGGAGGCGGCGCUGGCCAUGACCGAGCGUUUCACUCAGCAGUACAAUAACCUUCUGAAGAGGUUCGAGGAGCAGAUGUUCAACACCUCCUCCAUCGUGGAUCUCCUCAACAGCCAGUUCGGCUGGGUGUCGUCUCUGGCAAACAACACCAAGGACGACAUCUUCAAGAUUCAGACGGUGAUCAGCAGGGAGUCUGAGGAGAAGCCAGGUGAGACAGAGAAGCAGCCCGGAGAGACUCAGGUGUCCGUGCAGCUCUUCGACUCGCCACCCAUGAACUUCAACGUGCCGGGCGACAUCCCCUGGUCCGACCCCAAGUUCUCUGAGGUGGUAGCUCAGGAGGCUCUGGACCGCUACAAGGAAACCACCGUUGUGGUCAAAUAAAGUCCGACUUGCGCCCCCACAACCGAAGAGAAUGUUCUGGAAACAUCACCCAAAUCCCACCUGGAAGACCUUCUUCUCUCCAAGUCCUGCUUUUGCAAACAACACGGUUUAACCUCAGAGAUGUCGUGGUCACAUUAGAGCUCUUAGUGCCGCUGUCCGAGAAGACUUUCACUAAAUGUAGAUAAAAGGCCUCCUCACGUGUAGACUGUAGAAGCUCUAACAUCGAAACCUUGCAGGGCUUUCUUAAAACAAGUUCCAAAGCACUUACGAGUCACGCUUGACUUUUCCAAUAAGAGCUAAAAUGUAUGUGUCUGUCUCUGAAAUUCUUUAUUCAGCCGUGCUUACAGAUUUGAGAUGGAAAAGAUAUUUCCUCAAGAGUCUGCUUCAGUGACUGUUAACGACCUGAGCUGCCCUUCUACAGAUCUCUGAUAGCUGCUAUCGGAGUUGGUUGAAACGGUUGUUUGCUGGAGUUAAACGCACUGAUUGGAAGUAGAUUACAGUCGGGGAAUAGGAAGUGGAUUACGUUCACGAUUGCUUUAAACCCCUCUGUACAGCAAAGAAGCAAUACAUAGAGAUGAAAUAAAAACCUGCUCAAACCCA
This is a messenger RNA of Labrus bergylta (ballan wrasse), 2133 nucleotides long. RefSeq names its product clusterin (gene clu). Gene Ontology annotation, cellular component: nucleus. NCBI's taxonomy places the organism in Eukaryota, Metazoa, Chordata, Actinopteri, Labriformes, Labridae. The record is from RefSeq and is a predicted model, not a curated record. Gene Ontology annotation, molecular function: misfolded protein binding.